Molecule: messenger RNA, 933 nt
Organism: Suillus plorans
Lineage: Eukaryota; Fungi; Basidiomycota; Agaricomycetes; Boletales; Suillaceae
Exons: 4
Coding region: 1-933 (310 amino acids)
Molecular function (GO): protein binding
Source: RefSeq, a predicted model, not a curated record
AUGACCACCGAGCCACACAACGUCAGACAGCAUCCUACAUACUGGUUCAACGAUGGCUCCAUCGUCAUUCGAUCACGCAGCACGAGCAAUAAGGAGGUUUGCUUCAAGUUGCAUGGGAGUUUACUGCGUCGACAAUCUCGCUUUGUUCAAAGGAUGCUUGAUAGCGAGAUCAGCGCCGACUCUGAAGUAUUGAUUCCACCAGAACUCGGUGUUCAAGUCCAAGAUUUGACAGCGCUGCUGGAGCAUCUAUACCAUGAUAUCCCUCUUUCCGCUCAAGCACCCUUCUCGCAUGUUGCGGCGAUCCUGCGUGUCUCUUCCCCAGAUCAGCUUGAUUUGCCUGGUGUGCACAUGUCAGCACGGGCUUACUUUGUGUCGAUGUUUCCACAGGGGCCUCAGCCAUUCGCACAUCCUAGGAACCAUCUAGAAGAGGCACUGGCACUUGCGCACUCGUAUCAGAUUUCCUCGAUCAGAAAGGGCAUAUAUUACAGCCUUGUCACGACUUCUGAAUUCGAACCUGAGGAUGAUGACUUGGAAAAUUCCAUCAAAUCAAAUGGCUUGCCAGGGUCAUCCUCAACGCCACACCUCGUUCUACCCCCUGCAGAUGUUAAGCGGUGCAGAAGCCUGAUGACCGGCAUCGUGGAGCAUUUCACCCCUGUUUUGUUCACACCACCUGCAACUCCUCAUAUGGCAUGUACAGAUGUAUUUGCGGACAAAUGGAUGUUGCUUGUAAUAACACCCGCAAUAUCUGACUCUGGCGUCUGCAAACCACUCGAAAUGCUUGAGCAAAUUAAGCAAAUAGACUGGGCUGCCGAGGGCUUGUGCGCUGCGUGUGUCAGAGAAAAGACACAAGAGUGGACACAGGAGCAGGAAGAUGUAUGGGAGAAAAUGAACUCGUGGUUGAAUCCGGAGGGUACAAAGCAGUCCCUUGUUUGA